GCUAUUUUCUUUUUGUCACAGCUGCUAAUAAGCAGGUUGAACAAAACCUGAGCUGGGGCCAAUGCAGAACGGGGAGGUUAUGAGCCCGCAGGACUCCAAGGCAUCGGUGGAAGAGACCAUGGAGGACCACAAGGCCCCUUUCCAGAAUCAAGGAUGCCCGGAGCCCACAGCUCCUCCGCUUCCUCCCCCAUCACCACCACCAGUGGGGACACCAGAGUACCCGAGACCCAGGCUCAUCUUCCACACCCAGCUGGCUCAUGGUAGCCCAACAGGGCGCAUUCAUGGAUUCACAAAUGUCAAGGAACUGUAUGCCAAGAUUGCAGAGGUGUUCAACAUCUCUCCCUCAGAGAUCCUUUUCUGUACCUUAAACUCUCAUAAAGUGGACAUGCAAAAACUGCUGGGAGGACAAAUUGGACUGGAGGACUUCAUCUUUGCUCACGUCAGAGGAGAGUCAAAAGAAGUGGAGGUGACAAAGACCGAGGAUGCAUUAGGUCUCACCAUCACAGACAAUGGAGCUGGAUAUGCUUUCAUCAAGAGAAUAAAAGAAGGCAGCACCAUUGACCAACUGAAGGCGGUAUGUGUUGGUGACCACAUCGAAGCCAUUAAUGACCAGAGCAUUGUAGGAUGUCGACACUAUGAGGUCGCCAAGAUGCUUAAGGAGCAACCACGAGGUCUCCCUUUCACUCUUCGCCUUGUGGAGCCCAAGAAAGCCUUUGACAUGAUUGGAAUGAGGACUAAGGCACCAAAAUCUAAUGAGGGCAAGCUGGUGAAUGGAAAAGAGACUCUUCGGCUUCGCUCCAAGGGUGCUGCUACAGUUCAGGAAGUGCAGAAUGAGUUUGAAGAACAGGCCACCAGGAAAGUGGAUGAUCUUUUGGAGAGCUACAUGGGGAUCAGAGACCCCGAGCUGGCAACCACCAUAGUGGAAGCAGGCAAGGACAAGAAGAAUCCUGACGACUUUGCUGAGGCCCUGGAUUCUGUUUUGGGAGAUUUUGCUUUUCCUGAUGUGUUUUUGUUUGAUGUUUGGGGAGCUAUUGGAGUUAAAAAUGGCAGAAAUUAGAUGUUACUGCAGUUAAAAGUAUUGAUUCUGAUCUGUGGCAAAUUCAGCUGUACAAAAAACAUAUGCAGUUGUUUUAAUAUUGCCUCCCUAGUCCUUGGUUUGACCCUUGUCACCUUUUAAUAUUAUCCCAUUAAGGAUCACCAUAAAUUCAUCAAUCUUCCUUUGGACUUUUGAAUUUUCCUCUAACGGAUCGUCACUAACAACAAUAAAUGCAAAACACAGAAAACCCCAGAGUACUUUUAAAUUCUUCUGUCUUUCAUGCAUUUUGUUUUUAUGUUCGUAUUCAGAUCGAAGCUUACAAAAGAUUUAACUGCUUUCUUCUUACACACAUGGACCAUUCUGUAAAUAAGCUUCAAACAAGAUUAAUAUAUUAAUAUCAGAACAGUGGACAUCUGGGAACCAUCUGGGAAAGCGCCAUUUAGGAAAGAUUUAAAUAAGCACCUGUAAACUAAAAUUCCCUGGAUGAAAACCUGGAGGUCACAACAAGACACAACUCUUUUUGGGUAAGGUCAAAGGUAGGCAGUGAUAUGUUUGAGGUCAAUGAACAAAGAUUACACAUUAGCCCUUUCCGAAAUUGUAAUUCAAACAUUCUGAGGGGAGAGAAGACGGGUCAAUAAUGUGCUUGAUUGUGUUAUCCUGCCUAAGAAACUGUACAUAAUGCAGGUCUGUUCAGGCUAGGUUCUUGGAUUCCUUCAAAAAGAACAAUCACAGAGUAGGUUAGACAGCUGUCUUUUCUCUGAAGAGUGGUACUGCUUUUGCUGACGUUGAAUUGUUUUCAGCACAUUGGCACAUAUGUUUAGCUGAGUAAAAAGAGGGCUGAACGAAGAAUGAUUUAUUUACAAAUACACAUUUUAGAUGUCUUAUAUAAUUUUACCAAUCCUGUAGAGUGUGACCUAUAAGAUCUUGAAAACAAAGUAUCUGCUGAGACAUUAAUCCAAAAUUACCUGGGAAAAAUAUAUAAUACCAAGGGGCAUAAGCCCAGCUAAAUGACCAAGCUCUGCAACAGAUUAUCCAUCAUGAUCAGCUAAACUGGAACUCAACAUUAUAC
Molecule: messenger RNA, 2105 nt
Organism: Girardinichthys multiradiatus
Lineage: Eukaryota; Metazoa; Chordata; Actinopteri; Cyprinodontiformes; Goodeidae
Gene: gipc3
Product: GIPC PDZ domain containing family, member 3
Exons: 6
Coding region: 62-1057 (331 amino acids)
Molecular function (GO): protein binding
Source: RefSeq, a predicted model, not a curated record